AUGUAUUUUUAUGAAAACCGGUUAGCUACAUUCAUAAACUGGCCAUUCACUGAGAGCUGUUGUUGUACACCAGAAAAUAUGGCCAAGGCUGGUUUUCUACAUUGUCCAACUGAGGAUGAACUGGAUGUUGUUAUGUGCUUCUUCUGUCUGAAGGAGUUGGAAAGCUGGGAGCCUGAAGAUGAUCCCUGGGCAGUACACCAAAGUCACUCUCCAUCUUGUGAAUUCCUGGCACUGAAAAUGGAUGUAUUGGAUCUGACAGUGGAAGAGUUCUUCAAGCUGGAGAUGGACUGGCUGAAGUUGUACCUGAAAAAGAUUGCUUCGGAGCAAGUCAGCAUCUACCGAGAGUCGGUGAAAGCUGCAAGAGUGAAAGUCUUGGGAAAGCUGACUGGAGCUGACCCGUAA
This is a messenger RNA of Hypanus sabinus (Atlantic stingray), 402 nucleotides long. Its product is annotated as baculoviral IAP repeat-containing protein 5.1-like. The transcript has 4 exons. The coding region runs from base 1 to 402 and encodes 133 amino acids. The record is from RefSeq and is a predicted model, not a curated record. Lineage: Eukaryota; Metazoa; Chordata; Chondrichthyes; Myliobatiformes; Dasyatidae.